GUUGGGCAAGUUUAAGUGGUUUACGAUGACUUUUUUUAGGUUACAAACUGGUAAUUAUGAGGACAUUUCUAGUGUCCCCAUCAUUCAAAUCGCUUAAAAGCAUACUAAACGAUGUUUUAAUGAAAAUGUAAAAAUGCAGAAAGCUUUUUGCGAGGGGUAGGGUUAGGGGAUAUAAUCUAUAGUUUGUAUAGUAUGAUAAUCAUUAUGUCUAUGGGGAGUCCUCUUAAUGAUAGCUGCACCAACGCGCGCGCGCGUGCGUGCGUGCAAGUGUGUUUAUAUUUGUUCAUUGACAGUCCCGCUCUGUCAGGAACUGGACUGAUCUAUACUGGUUCAUCUGUGUGAUAGUGUUAUAAGAAAUGCAAGUGACUGUGCCGUGAUAGUACAAAUGGGCUGAUUCUUUUAGGAUCUGUAAAUCACAGACAUAUUUGACAGUGAAAUUAGAGAAUUCACCCUGAGGCAAUGUACAGUGCACAUUCAAACAGAUGCAAAUAGUUAUAAAGAAUGCUUUUCAUCGUAUAUGUUAUGUGCUAAUAUCAAGUAUGAAAAGAGACAGUUUAAUGGUGAUUCGUAUGGUGGAGCUGCAAAGUGUUUGUGAUUUCCUCUGUGUGUAGUCUUCACACACUGCUGACAGGAAGGCGGUGUAACACACACUUCAGCCUGAGAAACACAUUCAUACUCGACUUGAAAUAUCAGCAGAUGCUAAAUGCCACACCAUUAUCGGUUAAUCAGCAAGUGAUGAAGCUGUAUGCAAGAGAUAACUUUGGUUAUCCUUUAAGCAGUAUUCUACAAAGAAGCCUGCAAUGGACCAACACACAGCCCGCUCCAAGAGUGUUAUACCAGUGGAAGGGAGCCCUGGAUCCACACACACAAGCAUUAAAAGAUCCAUGGAGAAACCUCUGAAGACAGGCUGGUUGAAGAAGCAGAGAUCCAUUGUGAAGAACUGGCAGCUGCGCUUCUUUGUGCUCAGAGGAAAUGUCCUUACAUACCAUAAGGAUGACAGAGAGAGUGCUGUUCAGGGGACCAUCCCUUUGUUCUCAUGCCAAGUUAAUGUGCUGCCAUCAAAUACAGAUGAUAAAUUCCUGUUUGAGAUUAUCCCAGGUAGCAGUACAGAUCGUGAACGGGAUACCUACGUUCUUUUGGCAACCAGUCAGAGUGAGAUGGAUGAGUGGGUGCGCUCUAUUCGCAAAGCCAUUGGAUCACGGUCCAAUCACGUAUUUGGAAAGAGUCUUUCAGACAUCAUGGUGUAUGAGAAGAAAUUUGGGCCUCGUCUGGUGCCAAUCCUGGUGGAGAAGUGUGCAGAAUUUAUCAGAGAGCAUGGUCUGAAUGAAGAGGGAAUCUUUCGGCUCCCAGGUCAGGACAACCAGGUGAAGCAGUUUAGAGAGGCCUUUGAUGCUGGAGAAAGGCCAUCUUUCCCCAGUGACACGGAUGUCCACACGGUGGGGUCCUUACUCAAGUUGUACCUCAGAGAGCUUCCUGAGCCUGUUGUGCCCUGGAUUCAGUAUCAGGACUUCCUUGACAGCACACUGGUGUUGGAUGCCGCCACUGCAGCAGGCAAAGAAAUACUGGAGAAACAGAUCAGCCUUAUGCCAAAAGUGAACUACAACCUCUUGAGUUACAUCUGCAGAUUUCUUUUUGAGGUCCAGCAGAAUUCAAAGGUGAAUAAAAUGAGUGUUGAAAAUCUGGCCACAGUGAUGGGAGUGAACCUUUUCAAACCGCAAGUGGAGGAUGCCAUCAGUAUGAUGAAGGGAACUCCCAUGAUACAGAAGGUAAUGACGGUGAUGAUCAGACACCACGAGCUGCUCUUCCCACCCUCUAAAGAUGUGCAGCCAUCUCCUCCUCCCAGCAAGAAAAACAAGAGUAAGAAGUCCAGCAACCCUCGCAGUUUUGUGGGCUGGGAGUCUGCUGAGUGUGAGGUGUCUUCACUGUCAGAGUCUCCUGAGGAGGAAGAAGUAGACACACCUGAGGCUGAGAGGAGGGAUGUGUGGCCAUCUGAGGCAGGGUCAGAGGAAGCACCUCUUUCUCCUUCCUCUACAUUUUCCCCUGUAUCGGACACGUGGACCAGCAGCCCCAGAAAGCGGACUCAAACUCUACCCAGCUUGGGCUGUCCGGCAGUGGUGAAAACAUGCAGAGAGCCGGCUUGGGAUCGCUGGAGCAGGUUCCAAGAGAGCUUCAACGAGAACGACGAAAAGACGCUUUCAGAGGACAUCUUUAAAAUCCUUGACCUCCAGAAAGUGACACUCUUUUCUGGAGGGCAGAAAAGUGAAAAUGAAAAAGACGACACAGGGUCGGAUAAAACAGUUAAUGAUGUUGUAGUCAAAGAAACAGAUGCUCUAAAAGCACAGACACAGAGCACAGUUCCCUUGCCUAAGCCUCGGCUGACCAAAGAGUUGAGUGCACCGAGUUUGGGCAGAGAGAAGCCAGCAGCACCAGAAGGUGGGACGGUCCUACAGCAAAGUAAUGCAGGCCAACAGAGAAACACAGACACAAUGCACCUUAUCAACAGUCUACAACAGAAGAACAGAGAGCUGAGUGCUACAGUGGCAGAGCUGCAGGCAGCACUCAAGGAAGAGCAACGCUGCAAAGCUGCAUUAGAGAUCUUGCUGCGCAACACAGAGCGUAGCAGGGAUGAAGCUCUUCAGCGCAAUGAGCAGCUGAACAGAGAUAUUCAGGAGCUCCUCAACAGGCCCACUGCUGGCACAUAGUGCCACCCAAUGUAUGUCAAGUUUUAGUCCUGUCUAGCUUCUCACUGGAGUAAUAGACAAACAAUCUGGACAACUCAAUGGUGUUUUACACCUUGAUCCAUCUUGAACUGCACUGAAUAACGUCUUUGAAAAAUGACUAGUGAAAAUGUCCAUCUCACAGUUUCUGUCUAUGAUGAGAUUGAAGUAAAACUGCUAUGGUAGAAGAUGCCUUAUGUACAAAAAUUACACAUUUGAAAUUGUUAUUAAGCAUCACAUUAGUAUUUUGAUCUGUUACAAGAAAAUAUUAAAAGUUAUGAAGAAUGGGAAUGUGAAAGUUUUAUAUAGAGUAUUUAACAACUGCCUAUAAUUUUUUGUAUUUGUCUGAUGGAUAGCUAGAAAACAAGUACAGUUCAUACUCUCCAGGGUUGCCCAAGGGGAGACAGGGGCUAGUUGUCACACAUUUACUUAAGUGAAUAUUUGUCAGGAUACAUUUUUGCAAUCUAUUUAAAGGAUAGUUCACUCAAAAAUUAAAAUUCUGUCAUCACGACAUCAUCCAUGUUUGAAACUCAUGCGACUUACUUUCUUCUCUGGAACACAAAUGGAAAUGCUAGGUAGAUCGUUGGAGACUGAUAACCUCUCGAUGGAGAAAAUAUGCAAUGGAGAUGGAGAAAAUAUGCAAUGAACGUGAAAAGUGACUGAGGCUGUCACCAUUAAUAUCAGAUCAAAUUGUUAUUUUUUUUUUUUUAGCAAAAUGUAAACUCAAUUGUGAAGCACAAAAACAGAUAUUGUAAUUAAUAAAUUGUAAAAACAAAUGAUGACAUUUCAAACAUAUUUGACAAUCUGCCUUGAUUUUAUAGUUGAUCAUUGCCUUAAGUUAUACCAUUGAGGUUUUUAUUGUUUACCCAAGAGCUUUUACAAAAAUCUUGGAAUUUCAGUU
Messenger RNA from Xyrauchen texanus (razorback sucker), 3618 nucleotides. RefSeq names its product rho GTPase-activating protein 25-like. NCBI's taxonomy places the organism in Eukaryota, Metazoa, Chordata, Actinopteri, Cypriniformes, Catostomidae. The record is from RefSeq and is a predicted model, not a curated record. Bases 801 to 2702 code for a protein of 633 amino acids. Gene Ontology annotation, cellular component: phagocytic cup. Gene Ontology annotation, molecular function: GTPase activator activity. The transcript has 11 exons. Gene Ontology annotation, biological process: phagocytosis, engulfment; actin filament organization; activation of GTPase activity.